This is a messenger RNA of Colossoma macropomum (tambaqui), 7517 nucleotides long. RefSeq names its product E3 ubiquitin-protein ligase rnf213-alpha-like. The transcript is spliced from 15 exons. Lineage: Eukaryota; Metazoa; Chordata; Actinopteri; Characiformes; Serrasalmidae. Bases 194 to 7450 code for a protein of 2418 amino acids. Gene Ontology annotation, molecular function: ATP hydrolysis activity; ubiquitin-protein transferase activity. The record is from RefSeq and is a predicted model, not a curated record.
AGUGUAGAUAUUAAAGGUGUAAUUUUUAUAUUUGUCAUUUCAUAUCUAUGCUUAUUGUGCUUAAGCUGAAACUGUUGCAAUUCAAUCUUUUCCUCAGUUUUUUAUUGAAGUCUUCCAGAUUGAGUUACCAUCACUUUGGCAAGAAAGGUGGAAAGAAACCUUGAAGGACUUGUUCACUAAGUGUGUACAGAAGAUGGAGCCAAAACAAAAGAUGGAAUACUUCUGUAGGUACACUGAGACCAACUUUACAGUUGAAGAAUGCCUAAUGAAAUGUGCUCUAGAGACUGUCAAGAACAAAGUUGGACAUCUUGACAUGAUCAUGAAAAGCAAGAAGUAUCCACAGUUCAUAUCCACUCUCAUCAGGGACAUCUGGAAAGACUUAAAAGAUGAAGCCAAAGACUUGGAAUACCUUAUCACAAACCCACAUUCUUUAGAACUUCUCAGGGUUCUUGGUACACUUCAAAGGGAAAAGCCCAGCUACAGGGAUGAACUCACAGCACAAGCCAAGAUGUUGUUAACAAAUAUACAAAAUCUGUUGUCAAAAUUACAUCAGAAUCUAUAUGAACUACCAUCCAAAUUGACACUGGAUCUUUUGAAAAAUGAGCAUUUAACUGACAUCCUCCAAUUACAUUUAGAGGACAAAACUGUCUUAAGACCUCUCUUGGAAAAAUUAAGAAAUGACGUCGAGAAAUUUGAACAUAUACAGGAACAAAGUAAAGCACUGCUCCAACUGCUUGAACUUACUCAAGAGACAUCUGCAGUCAUCACACAGCAAAUAAGAGAGAACAUAUCACACAUAAUUUUUUUGUCUAAUGAGAGUCGUUCACUGAAUCAACUUGACCAACUCUGGAAGGGUAUUGAUAUCAUGAUGUACGAAAACAUCAAAACUGCUUCCAAGAGUAGAUUUUUCAAAAAACACUGGAAGUCAGCAAGUGAAAAAGACAGGCAGUCUCAUAAUGUUGUGGCCAUGUCUUUAUGUGAUCUACAUGAAAGAGUAUUCAAGCCUGCAUUAGCAGAUUUCAUCAAGUCCUGUGAGGAGAUUAAAGAUCUGUCUAUGCAUGUGGAUGAGUUUGAAACUGUUCUUGCCGACUGCCAUGAGAACCAGAUUGAAGAAGAGCUGAGAGUGAUGCAAGAAUAUCUGAGUGACAAGACCGAAAGUAAAUGGAUUAAGGAUGUCUGUGACUGUAUUAAACGUUACAGGGAGCUGUGUAGUGUGGUAAAACAGGCACAGGGAAUAUACUCUUUAAAAGAAGAACUCAGCCUUAAAGGAGAUUUUCAUGUUCUUUGUGAUAUCCAACAGAAAGAUGUUCUGAAAACCAAAUGUCUGAAGGAUUUCACUGAAGAGAUGGGGCUAAUUGGCCAAACACUGAGAGACAUCGAUGACCGUGUUCUUUGCCUGAUAGAAGAAUUUAAAGAUUGUGCAAGAAAAAAUUUCAUCAAGUGGAUCAAAUCUAUUUUAAAAGACCAAAGAGAGCUCAAUGUCUUUGUAGAACUUGCCUCAGCAUUUGCUGGUGAAAAUCCAAUGGACCUUGACAAAGUAAGAUACUUCAGGGAUGCUGUUUUUGCAUGCACUCCUUUAAUUUUUGAGCUUGAAGAAGGAGCUGAUUUUGACAACCUAAUGGAUAAAAUCCAAAAGCUCAAGGAACCAGUCCAGAAUGACUGUGAUCUUCAACAAAAACUGAAAGAUUCGUGCACGCACAAGGAAUGGCUGGAGACAGCUUAUACUGCUCAUGGAUCAGUUGCAAAAUCAUCUUUCCUACAGGCUGAUGAAAUCAACAAGUGUGGAGUCUAUUAUAUCAGGCAACCAUCCUCACAAAGCCUUAUGAAAAUGGAAGACUGCAUAUAUCUAGAAAUAAAAGAGAAGACAUUCAGACUCUCUCAACUUCAAGAUCUUCAAAACAAACUCAUGCUGAUCUCUGCAACUGAUCGAAAAGGACGCAACAAAACAGUUUCUCAAUUUGUGGAAGUUUUGGAGCAGGUACUCCAUGCUGGACAGUUGCUGAUUAAGCUCAGAGAAGCAGGCCACAUUCUGUUUGCAAAUUGGUCUCUUACUGGCUUUUGUGAAGGGAGUCGCCGAGUGUCUGUGCAUGUUGACUUUGGUAUCGCUGGAUUGAUGAUCAGUGGAAAUCAAAGCCUACUGGUAGAGUUAAAGGGCAUUUGUAAAAGUAUGCAGGACUGUUUGGAGAAGUGGGUAAACUACACCACACAACACAGAGAUGAAUAUUACUAUCUGAAUUAUUUCACUGCCAAACAGCUUUCAAGACUGUGUUGUUGUAUGGCUGACAUGCAGAAGAGUGAACAGGUCUCUUCUAGUAUACUCAAUAUGUUGUCUUUCAUAAAAGACAACGUAACCACGACUGAUUUGCUGAAUGCCUUUAAAGCAGCACUCCAAAGCCCAGUUCAGAAUAGAGACAGCUUGGAUCUGCAGUCACCUCAGGUUAAGGAUUACCUAGUUCAUUUUCCAGAACUUAUUGAAUAUGCUGUGGACGCUGGGUACUCAGAGGCAUCUGCUAAAGCAGCAGUGAUGUUCUGCAAAAGUUCUGGCGCUGGAUCAGAAAAUUCAGAUGUAGACGAAGAUGCAGUGAUGGACUGUGUUUAUGAAAACAGCAAUGAUGAUGCAUGGGUUGAGGAAUGGAGUGUGAAAUAUGACGAGGAACGAGAAAGUGUUCUUCAGAGUCAGAUGAAAUUUACCGGUGGUCAUGUACCAGAACAGAUGAAACCUGCCUUUGCAAUGUCAGCAGAAGAAAUGAAGAAGAUGUUUGAAAACCUCACUUCCUGCCAAGAGAAGAUGAUAAUACUAUGGGAGACCUACUGUGGGAAAUUAUCAGGACUAGUUUCAGACAAAUAUGUGGGUCUGGAUCUUUUGGGGGAAACUCUGAAUCAGUUGGCAAAAAACGAAGUCCCAGUACAGAGGAAACUGCCACGCUUCCUGGAGAGAGGGAAACCCAACCUUGUCUCUUGUAAUGCCACUGAAAUGCUGCCUCAGUGUCUCUCUUUGUACCUUAAUAAAGAACAGCCUCUUCCAACUUAUGAUGAGAUUUUGAUUUGCACUCCUGAAACAACAGCAGAAGAGGUGGAGCUGGUCAUUAGAAGAGCUGUACAGCCUGGAAGCACACAUGAGAAGAUAUAUUCUCUCCUAAAUGCUGAAAACCUGAAGCCUGAAGUAACUAGAGUUCUAGAAUCCAAUUUUUGCCGCCUAUCACAGAGUCAGAAUGUAACAGAGGCGAAAGAAUACAAUUUUGUAAUAUUCUGCAAUGCCAAGGCACAUCACAGCUAUGUUCUAACUGCUUUUGAUGAAUACAGAAAAACUCUGCUGGCCAAAGAUUACAAGGAAAUUCAUCAGCUCUUGAAAAUGAAGCACAAGCUCUCCAUUCAAGCUGCAUUCCCAGCCACCAUCAUCCAAGAAGAAUUCCGUCAGAGUAUAAAGAUGAUCACUUCUGCUAGAGCAGGCAUGGGAAAAACACUUUUUGUGAAAAAUCUAAUCACAAGAUCAAAGGAGAAGCUUACCAGCCAAGGAUUUACCCACAAAACCAUCAGCAUUACUGAUAGUGAGAUAAAGCCAGGAUUCAUUUAUGACAAACUGAAGGAGUACGAAGACAAGCCAAAUGACAACAUCCCCAGGAUUUUCCAUUUUGAUGUACCACCUGUGGUAUGCAAAGGGCUGUACACAUUCCUAGUUCAGCUCUUUGUGCUAAGAUGUUUCCAAAGCUUGGACGGUUUCAUUUGGAAAUGCAAAGACACCCAUAUUUACUUGGUCGAGUACACAGAGAGAAAACUCAGACAGUGUGACAGAGAAAAUUCUGAGAUUUCCACAGACCUAGAAGACAGUCUGUUACAAAUGUUCACAACUGUCAGAUGCUUUUCCCCUGAGGAAACUCUGAAACAUUUACAAGUGGACCUCAACAACAGUGAUAAACCUUGUGAAUUUCAGUUAAUGGAUGACUCAAAGUUCACAAGUGAGGAAUUUCAGAGGACCUACCAAUACCUCAAACAUUUUCAAGAAAACAAUCUUGAGGAGCUCACAUUUGACAGACAAAAAAGCAUUGAUUCUCCAGAGGAAUGGUUGGAAUGCAUUUUCCGUUACUGUAAAAUCCGUAACCCAUCAUGGGCAGAACUUUGCAACUACACACAUUUUCUUAACAUGCAGCUGAAACGAUGUGAAGAAUCGGUGUUCUGCAGUAAUAUUUUGCGCAAUGACUUAACUGGCUUCAGACACUUUGUUGUGAAAUUUAUGAUUACCAUGUCCAGAGACUUUACCAUGCCGUCACUGGUGACUUCUGAUGAAAGCUGUGAGAGAAAAAAUGAUAUUGAGAGAGAAGAAGAAGCAAAUGAUGUUUUGAGCGAAUUUCAGAUGAGAAAACACUGGGAACAAGAGGCACACCCUUAUAUCAUGUUCAAUUCUGAUAAUGUGUCCAUGACUUUCUUGGGGUUCCACAUUAAAUAUCGGAAUGCCAUUGAUGUCAGAACUGGCAAAAUAAUUGAGCGUGAUGUUAUAACCUCAUUGCUCUUUCGCCAGUUAAUAGAACAAAGGGUGCCAAUGAAUGUCGACUUCAAAACACUUAAUCGUUGCGAACAACUUGAAAUUUUGUGCAGAGUGCUGGGAGUCGAGCAGAAAGACCCGGACAGCACAUAUGAGCUGACUUUAGACAAUGUGCUGAAAAUCCUUGCCAUUCACCUAAGAUUUCAGUGUAACAUACCUGUGGUGAUAAUGGGUGAAACUGGAUGUGGAAAGACACGACUUGUGAAGUUUAUGUGUGAUCUACUGAAGAGAGAUGAUGACAAAACAAAUCUGAUGGUGGUUAGAGUUCAUGGGGGCACAACAUCUCACAUGAUCUACCAGAAGGUCAAGCAAGCAAUUGACAUAUCCAAAAUAAACAGUGAUCUUGGCAUGUAUACCGUUCUCUUCUUUGAUGAGGCAAAUACAACAGAGGCUUUGUAUGCUAUCAAAGAGGUGAUGUGCGACAGGGCAGUCAAUGGAGGACAAAUUGAUGCUCCAGACCUUAAAUUUGUUGCUGCCUGUAAUCCCUACAAGAAGCACACAAAGAGUGCAAUAAAGCAGCUUGAGAAAGCGGGGUUAGGAUACAGCGUUCGUGCUGAAGAUGCAUCUGAAAAAUUUGGACGGAUUCCAAUGCGGCAGCUUGUCUACAGAGUACAGCCAUUACCACCAAGCCUUUCAGCUCUUGUAUGGGACUUUGGAAAGCUAAAUGAAGGUGCUCAAAACCUUUACAUCACCAAGAUGGUUGAAACAUUCUUCAAAACACAAAAUCUUAAUGAACAACACCAGUUGUUGUUUACAGACGUGAUCAGUACAUCUCAGACAUACAUGGCAGCUGAGAGUAAUGAGUGCAGAAUGGUAAGCCUCAGAGACAUUGAACGAUGUCUGAAAACAGUCAUGUGGUUUUAUCAUCAGAAAGAGACACUGUUUCCUCUUGUUGAUCAGAAGAAAAUGACUAAUGGUUCAAUUCAGAGAAGAAGCAUUGAUGACUUAAUUCGAUCACUGAUCCUUGCCAUUGGAGUUUGCUACAGUGCUUCCCUUGAACAACGCAUGAAAUACAUAGAAAAGGUUGCUAAAGCUCUUUCCCUGUCUGCCGUUGAAAUAUGUGAUGAAAUAGACUUUUGUCAAGAAGUCUUUGUUGACAAUGUGGACAUUCCACCUGCAACAGCAAGAAAUGAUGCCCUAAAGGAGAAUGUAUUCAUGAUGAUUGUCUGCAUGAAUUUACGACUGCCUCUCUUUCUUGUGGGAAAACCUGGAAGUUCUAAGUCAUUGUCCAAAACUGUGGCUGCAGAUGCUCUACAAGGGAAGUCUUCACGUAGUGAGCUCUUUAAAAGCUACAAACAAGCACAGCUUCUGUCAUUUCAGUGUAGUGCUCAUUCAACAUCUGAAGGUAUAAUUUCCACUUUCAAGCAAUGUGCGCAGCUUCAGUUGAACAAAAAUUUGGAUGAAUAUGUCUCAGUGGUAGUACUGGAUGAAAUAGGGCUAGCAGAAGACUCACCCAAGAUGCCCCUGAAAACACUGCAUCCUCUUCUUGAAUGUGGCUGUAUUGAUGAUGAAGAGCCUGAGGAGUUUAAGAAAGUUGGUUUUAUUGGACUGUCCAACUGGUCACUGGAUCCUGCUAAAAUGAACCGUGGCAUUCUUCUGCUUCGUGCUUCACCAGCAGAAAAAGAACUUGAAAAAACUGCUAAAGAAAUAUGUUCUGUUGCUGAGACAUUCAAUACAAAAAUCGAAGAAAACAUUCACAAACUCACCCAGGUAUACUCAGAAGUACUUCACAAACAGAACCAGGGCAGUGAGUUUUACGGACUCAGGGACUACUACAAUUUAUUCAAAGUGAUUGCUACCUAUGCUCAACGUUCUGAACCCUCCACUGAUGAUCUGGCAAGAGCUGUCCAAAGAAACUUCGGCGUCUUGGAUUCAGUCAACAGCCUUGAAAUAUUUUCUAAAGAGUUCAAGGUUAAGGUCAAACCAGCCAGAACAAUUGACCUGGUGAGGGAGAAUUUGGAAACAGAGAAGAGCACUGGUCUUGAAUCACGUUAUCUUCUGCUUCUGUCGAGUAACAACGCUGCACUUUCCAUUCUGCUGAGGUUGGGAAUCAUCGCUGAUGAUAGCACAGAGGUCAUCUUUGGCUCAGGAUUCCCUCUUGACCAAGAGUAUUCUCAGGUCUGUCGCACAGUGAACAGAGUAAAGACUUGCAUGGAGACUGGAAGGUCAGUCGUGUUGCUAAACAUACAGAGUCUCUAUGAGAGCCUCUAUGAUGCCUUGAAUCAGUGUUACGUCAAAUUAGGUGGGAGUGUUUAUGUGGACCUGGGGCUUGGUGCCCAUCGCGUGAAGUGCAAAGUCAAUGAGGGUUUUCGACUUAUUGUCAUUGAGGAGAAAAAUGUUGUGUAUGCGCAGUUUCCAGCACCUCUCCUCAGCAGACUUGAGAAGCACUGCUUGGAAUUUAACACAAUUCUUCCAGAACAUGCAGAGCAGCUGCGGACUGAAUUAGAAAAGCAGACUGAAGAGAUUUUUUCAGGCAACACACAAGAGAAGUGUGACGCCCUCAUUGGAUUCACACAGGAUUCAUGUGCGUCAGUGUUGUUGCAGUGUUGCCCUGAAAUUCUUUUGGAGGACUGGGAUGCAAACCGGAAUGAUGACGUUCUCAACCAGUGCAGAGAGAAGUUGGUGCAAUGUGCAACACUAGACUCGGUAAUACGAGUGAGAAGGAAUACAGAGAUUCAGAACAUUUAUUUCAACCAACAGACUCACACCAAUCUGAUGGAUGUAAUAAAGAAGUACAGGAGUAACAAUGACAAAAGGAUGUGCCUUGAGGUGUCUACAUAUUCUCUGCUUCUGAAUCAGAGAAAUUUAAAAUUCAUAAAUGAAGAAUUAAACAUCUCCAAAGAGCAAUCCCACCUUCUUCAGAUUCGAGAAUUCCUAACAGAGCAGGCAUUUUGUGAAGCAGUGAGGUAAAGCUUUAUUUUAUUUUACCCUUUGUGAAAUCCAUAAUUUGUGAAGGUGUUUACUGGAUUGCUUGAAA